UUACUAACGUCAUUUCAAAGAUUUACAAAACUCGCUUUAUUUUUUCCAUGGAAACACGCAGUAAAUAAACACUCGCUGAAUGUUUAUUUAUUAUGUGCGUUUCGAAAUCGCCAAUCUGCAUGCAUUUGAGCAUGAAGGUCUGCCUUCUAUGCAAUGCCCGGAAAGAUUCCCCGCUUCCUUUGAGAAGGAAUACGAUAUUAUUGAGCCCAGUGCCUGGAUAGGAGUCGAACUAGGAUGAUUUCUGGUUUUACUACGUCAUCCUUGGUGUCAAUUUCAGGAAUGAGGUAGAGACACUGCUCUGACGUUCUCUUCAGGACAGGGGGUUCGGCCUACUGUGCUCUCAGGUGUCUCCUCACGAACACCCUAAACACAACCAGCAUUUUCUUGCAUUUUUUUGUUGCCAUUUCCAGCUCUCUUCCACCUUUUGCCCCUCCCUUCCCUUCUGUUUUAUCCUAAAGGCGGAUCAGAGUAACAGUGAAACAGAAGGAAGCAGAUGUCCUAUUGCGAUCUUUCCUAAACAGAUAGCAAAAGUGGACCAGACACACACAUACAUACUUUUACUCAGCUAGUCAGUCACCCUCCAUGCAUCAGUGACAGAACAAUAGAGACGAAGGGCUGUCCAAACUAGGAAACAGCAACAGCUGUGCGAAUUGCUAGUUGUGAAAGUAGGUUUGUGUGUGUGUGUAGCAGUAGAAGGAAGGCAUUAACAUCUCUACACACCUAGCUUAGUGGUGGAAUGUGUACCGCAAGACCAACAGACUGAUCCCAUGAUGAUGAUGCUGCUGUCUGGAGCCUAGAGUGCAAUUCCACAGGAAUCAACAACGGCUCUUUACUAAAGUGUGGAUUGUAAGGAUAUUCUAAAUGUCUCUGAGUAGAUUUAGCUUUGGGACAACAAUGAACGUAAUAGUUAUUACAUUCAUUCUCCAUGUUGCUUUACUAGUUGCAAACCUUACCGACCUCUAGUAUUUAUUGAUAUAUUAUUGCAUCAUGCAGGUUCUAGAUCUGAAUAUUAACAAUCUGUAUGAUGGUUUAAUGUCACUCCUUCCCUCAGGCCUAAAAUGUGUCGGUGUCCUCCAUGCAAAUACUGGUGGCACACUCUGAAAGGGAAGAAGUAAAGUAUUAAGGUAUUUAAAAUGACCAUACAUCUGCUUUGCACGGCUCCGAGGUUUUAUCUUUUAAAUAGUCUAGCAAAAAGUGCUUUGAAAAAUGUAAUGCACUCAUUGCAUAACUGUUGAUGCUAAUGACAAAAUUGAGAUGCAAUAUUGUAUAUAUUGAAAAAUCCAUAAUCCUUAAUAUAAACACGACACCCACUAUGCUCAUGUUGUUGUGAAAGUGGUCUGUGUUCAGUGGAUUCUGAGGAACACAUAGGAAAUAAAGUUAAUUGAUCAUUUUGUUCCCCAUUCUUUCCCCAACAGAGCAGUAGUACCGUUUUCAGAGCAGGGUCUAGAAUGAAAACGUUCUUUGCCUUUUGCAUGAAUAAUUACCAAGUGAGAAGUGAGGACCCACACAGGAAAUGUGGUCAAGACCGUUAGGAAUGGUAGCUAUGAAACAUGACUAGAAUAACAAAUAUGCACAUUGAAUGUAGAAACAAGAGUGGUAUCCAACGAGGAAAUGGUUAAACUUUAAAUAGGAAGAAAGGGUUAGGGUUAGAAGGGAAGUACUCAACACAUGCUAAAUUAUGUUUCUUGAGACAUGAGGGUGGAUACUGUCCUUUGGACGUUUAUGUGUGUGGUCAUAUUUCCUCAGCUUAGUUACUGUGCCCUUGGAGCAUGAAGACCACAAGAAAGUCAGUUUAACUGUUCAGCAACAAAACCUCUCCAAACCCCACCCUCUCAGACUAUCUCUCAAUCACCGGCUCUUUCUUGUGUUCCUUCUUGCCAUCUCACGCACACAACACUUGAGUGUUUUUUCGUUCAUGUCAGGAAGUACGCAUGGCGCUUUAAUAAAAACGUAAGUGCACAUCAUAUCCGCAAUGCCAAUGCAAACAGUGGGACGCUAGUCAAAGAUUCCGCUAAAGAUUGGAUACAUUUGAUUUACCGUUGGUAAGUUAAAUCUACAAGGGAUGGUUGUUUAUUUGUGCGUAAUGCUACAUUUCAGAGUUGUGAUGUUUUUUUUUUAACUUGUGUUAGCUAGCUUUUUUAUGCUACUAUUAACUAGCAUUUCUUUACAUUCACAUUUGUAGGACCCUAAGCAAUGAGGUAAUGUUGUUUUCCCCUUUCUGUGUUGUGCGUAUCUUCACGUUUUCUUUGUAUUCUUGUGUGAGCAUUAGUGUUUUCACCAUCCUAUGUCUUUGAGGUUACUCAAACAGACACUUAAAUAAGACAAAAGGUUUUUAGAAUGGUGUCACCUACAGAUCCCCAUUAUUUGUGUUUGGGUCACAUGACUUCACUUUUAUCUUAAUGUCCUUUGUCUUCAAUGGGCUAUGUUACUUCUGGUCAUAGUAUACUUGUAGAGGUUCUAUACAUGAUAUAUUCCUGGCGGCAGUAGAUGACCGGGACAGCUCAUUUCUAUUUAAUUCCCACAGCUCUCCACGAGAGACCCUGGACGUCAAGCACCAGCCCAGCGCCCACGCCCAUGGAGCAGGCCUGCUGCCCCUCCUCUCUACCAGAUGAGGGAGAACCCCACCUCCAGAAGGAACCGGAGCCCGUAGACCCCCCUCUGCAGGUCAACGGAGCGGAGCCAAAAGAGGAGGCGGGGAUCGGGGGAUUGGUGCACGGCGGUCAUCUGGGGAAAGCGGAAGCUCAAGAGGAGGCGGAUCCAUGGGAGACGAUGGCCUGCCCAGUGUACACCAUGACCCGCACCUCGGCCGCCCUCUCCUUCGCCACCGUGCUGUGGGACAUGCCCGGGGACCGCCCGGACGCCUGCCACCCGGACCCAAUGGACGAAGAGGAGGAAGAGGAGGUGAUGGCCGGUCUGGAGGACAGUCCCACGCUUCGGCCUUCCAAAGGCGUAUGCGCCGAGCGGCGAGGGCCACCGGACAUCGCUUGGGAGCGGGACGGGUUGGACAAGUCUGUGGAGAACGGAGCAGAUAUUUCCGGGUCAUAUGACGUGGCUGGCGAGGAGCAAGAGAUGCAGGAAGUGAAACAUCCGGUGCUGCGGUCUUCAGAGUGUGUUAGCGAAGCCAUAAAGAGUCCAGAUUUAGCGAACGAGGAGAAGGAGGUAGUGCUAGGAAGACCGGCUGCUGCGACUCCUCCUGCUAAUGCCCUGCCUUUCCCUGAGGAGGUUUUCUGCUCCGGCCCUGAGGAACCAGAGCCAUCAUUCGUCUACAUGACCUCACUGGCUCCUUGCUCCCAGGUCGCGCCCCAGGAGCCCCCCAUGAGCUCUGCGGAGGGAGAGGGAGAUGGGGAUCAAUCUGAUGAAGAGCGCGACCAUCCCCAGACCGCCUGUUCUGUGUGCACUAGUCGGGGUGGCGUGGAAGCGCGUGGGGAGACGAUGCUAGCAGACAGGGCAGGGCAAGCCAGGCAGACGCAUCCACAAGUUAUGAGUUCAGAAGCUUUUUUUUCAAGUGCGAAGCAGUGCUUGCAACGACAAGUCAUGGACGCAAAGGAGGAACUACAAGAAUGGCCAGAGAUAGCGCUCACCGAUGACGACACAGAAACAAAACCAUGGCACGAGCUGUCAGAAGGGUUCUACUUACAGGGGAGCGAUUUAGGAGUGGGAACGUCUGCCUCUCUUCAGAGGGUCUUGGAGAACAGUCAAUAUCUGUUAGACCAGUCGGCUGAGCAUCUGACAUCUGAUGGAUCACGGCUGUUGAAAGCCCGACCCUCGAAGUUACCCCAACACAGAAGGGGUGAUCAGCUGGAGCACAUGGGACAACUGGCUGAGCUCGACCCGUUGGGUGAACCACAACAAGAGGAGGCGUCACCUGAGGUCACGACGGAUGAUGAGAUGGAACGUUCCGAACAACAUCAAGAGGGAGCUGUGUUAGUAGAGUUAGGACUUGGAGUUGGAGGAGGAGGAACUGAAACCAAGGAGGAUGGAGUUACGGAGAUGGAAAUGACCAGAGUUUUGUCAAAUCCCUCGUGUCUAGAAUCUGAUUCAGAAGGUGACCAGGCCGCUGAGCCGGUCCCGAAGCCACAGAGACCGGAACACUGUGUCGCUGAAUCACAGGGGUCGCCCCUGAGGAUGGCCGUGGGGACUGAGUUUGUUUCAGUAGAGCGACCCAUGGACCAAUCACAGCAGACCCACCAGGAGGCAGAAUGUUCUUUGAGCUCCGGGGCCCCGCCCACCAACACCGAUCCACUGGAGCUGCACUUGAACGGGGGAGGUGUGGACCGGCAGAAGGCCCGGCGGCUGGCCCAGAGGCUGUACCAUCUGGAGGAGGUCCAGCGCGUGGACGUGGUCGGACACAUGGACAAAGACGAUGACUUCAGCAGGGCAGUAGGAGAGGAGUUUCUGUGCUUCUUUGACUUCAGCAGCCAAACGUUGGACAACGCCCUAAGGUCUUUCCUGAAGGAGGUGGUUCUUGUAGGGGAGAGCCAAGAGAGAGAGAGAGUUCUGCAACAUUUCUCCACUCGCUUCCAUCAAUGCAACCCUGAGGUCUCUUCCUCUCCAGGGUCAGUGCUAACCCUCACCUGCGCUAUGAUGCUCCUCAACACUGAUUUGCAUGGACAGAACGUAGGAAAAGCCAUGUCCACCUCCAGUUUUGUGUCCAACAUGGAGGGAAUGAAUGAUGGCCAGAACUUCAACAAGGACCUGCUUAAAAGCUUCUACAACUCCAUCAAGGGCGAACCACUGCAGUGGGCUCUGGAUGAAGAGGAGCUGAAGAUGCUGUCCGUGCAGCAGGGUGAGGACCUGAAUGAGGGGGGGCUGCGCUCAAAGAGCAACCCCUUCCAGGACGUCCCCCACGACAAGACGGCCCGUGUGUUCAAGCAGGGCUUCCUGCAGCGCAAAGCCCACGCCGACAUCGACGGAAAGCGCACUCCGUGGGGUAAGAGGAGCUGGAAGACGUUCUACGGCGUGCUCAAGGGACUGGUCCUCUACUUCCAGAAGGAUGACUACAGGAAGGGGAUGCAGGGGGAGGAGGAAGUGGUCAGUGUGCACCACGCGCUGGCCGAGGAGGCCGCCGACUACACCAAGAAGCCUCACGUGUUCCGCCUGCAGACGGCCGACUGGAGGGUAUUCCUGUUCCAGGCCUCGUCGAAGGCGGAGAUGAGCUCGUGGAUCUGCCGCAUCAACCUGGUGGCCGCGCUCCACUCUUCCCCUCCCUUCCCGGCCGCCGUGGGCUCCCAGAAGAGGUUCACCAGACCCAUCCUGCCCGCCUCGCAGUCUGCUCAGACCCUGGAGCGUCAGCUGCACUCCCAUGCCGGCAUGCUGGAGUCGUUUGAUAAGGACCUGAGCUUCCUGCAGGAGAGUGCCUCGGACGGCCGCAAGGCCCGGGCUCGGGACCUGGAGGAGCAGCGCCUCCGGGAGGAGUACCUGCUGCAUGAGAAAUGUCGGUACGAGGGCUACAUGGCCGUGCUGGAGGCGUGGAGAAGCUUGGACCUCCUGGACGGCGCUACUGUCGGGGACACAGAACUCAGACUUCUGGACCGAGCCAUGUUUAGAAACUUUCUAGAGGACAUCGAAGAGGAGAGUGAGGGGCUGGGAAUGAAGAAGUCUGUCUCCAGCCCCUCUCUGGAGUUUGAGAUGGUGCCCCCGCUGGUCAAAGUAAGGCGCAACGUCUCAGAAAGACGGACUUGCCGCAGGAAUAUCAUUGCUCGGCGAAACAAAGAGCUCUGAGUGACUUUAAACUAAAAGUGUUGACCGUCUUUAGUAAACUGUGUACAAGAGCCAUAGGGAUUAGGUGUUGUUGCUUUGUAGCAAUGCAUUUAGGGUACUGUAGUCUUUAGAGAUUUAGUUAGGGACUAGUCUGAUUGAGGCAUAUGGGAUUCAUCUGUCCACCGUUGUAAGUUUGACUUUGAAAUGCAAGUAUUUUAGUCAUAUUUUAUACAUUUCUUCUUGGUUUGCACUUUUACAAAAAAGAACCUCAAAAACUAGUUUUUUAUUUUAUUUUGAAUAACUCGAAAAUUGAAAUGGACCUAAAUAGUUCAGUUGUGUUUACGUGGUUUCAUAAUUGUUAGUAACUAGUAACGUGUUUGACCACUAGAGGGGGCCGUAACAUAGGAAAUAUCUUGAAAUGAAGUUGACGGUACAAGGUGUGGUUGGAAUGAUAUUUACCUUUAUUUUGUUACAUUUUAAAUGGUCUUAAUUGAUUGUUGCGAUUUGAGAGCUUAUAUAUUUUUAUAUUUUUUGAGCAUCUGUUAUAAACCAGUUCCUGUUACAACUGUGUAGUUCAUAUUGAAGGCUUCAUAACCUUUAACCCCUCUUGUCCAAUCAUAGAAAAUAAAAACAAAUAUUACAAAUAUAUUUUUUAGAUUUAUCAUUUUAAGUCGAAAAAUAGACUGAAAUUUAGUUAACCAUAAAAUAAUCAGUAAAUAUAUUUAUAAUCUAUUUAUAGCAUAUACAUUUGUGAUCAUAUGGUUCAGUAUGACAUUCAUUUAACUAUAACCUCUCUAUGUAGGACCUCCGUUUUCAUCAUGAUUGUGUGUGAUCUCUGUAGUGGCACAGUCCCCAUUUUGUUCUCUUGUCAGCAUGAUGAGCAGUGGUCAGCCAGGGAUGACUGACAAUAAGAACAGGAUGUCUACCACCCCUGUAGAGAGAGAGAGACACACACACACACACACACACACACACACACACACACACACACACACACACACACACACACACACACACACACACACACACACACACACACACACACACACACACACACACACACACACACACACACAGAUUCCAUGUUAAUGUCCCCGUCCAGCAUUAAACGCAGGAAUGUGGUUGGACAAUAGGAAACGCAAGGCAGAGCAUACACAAUACAGACGCACCGUCCCGCUGUAAGCUCCAUAGUGCCUUAGUGCCCAGAGCAACACAUCGAAACAAGCCCUCCUUCAGAGUAGGUACUGUCUGGACUAGUCCUCCUCAUAAAUAUACUGUUUACAAAAGCAGUGGUAGCCUAUAGGGCUUGUUCAUCAUAAUGCAUCGUGGGAUUUUUGGUUUGGCGAUACUCCACCAUUUUGAGAGGACUCGAGAGUUUUGAAGGACUGUACAAUAUUAAAUCAAGGUAAAUAUACCAAAACCUAAGCUAAUGAAAACUUUGUUUUGCCACGUCUCGCAUGAGAAACACUGGAAGUUUCACACAUAACAUAUCUCCCAAUAAUGACUAAUCAUUUUAUGAUUAAUUUCUAUACAAUGAGCAAUAAAACAUGACCAACUUAAUCAGUAACCUUCCAAUGCUCCUAUGUUUCCAAAAUGGAGGCGAUCACUGUGAUGUGAGGUCACGAUUUACCUCCCUCCCAUGAAUGGAAUGCAUGGAAAUCCGCCCUCCCAUGAUUCCCCAAGGAUUUAUGGAAGGGCGGUAAUUCGUGACCUCACACCUGACCUCACAUCCCAUGGAUUCAUGGGAUUAAACACCUAUCACAAUUUGCUUCCAUUGAUUCAUGAAUUCAAAUAAUGCAAUGCAAACUACUCCAUUUCAAUAUAUAUUUUUGACAAAUAAUGCUGUUUUUCCUGUGUGAUCUCUAUGAGCCUGUAGCCACAUAGGAUCCUUAUUUAGGAUACUUAGGAUACUUAUUGAACUGUUUACAGUCUGCUCUGUGUGAAACUUUGCAACAUGGAUCAUUAUCCCCACAACUUUAAACAGUUGUGUCUUGGAUAUGUGGUUGGAUCAUUAUUGUUUUGUCACUCAUGACCUUGGAUAUGCUGCCAUCUGACUUUUAACAAGGUGUAUUGCUUUUUACAAACACCUGUUCUAGAGGCAAAACAAAGAAAGCCAAAUCCAUGUCUGGAGGAACAACAGACAGGGGGCUGAGCGUCGGUUGGUUGGGAUGGGUAAAUGAGGAUGGGGCCAAGCUCUAUAUUCACCAAUAUGGAGGAACAAUGUCUCAUUAAGGCCAUGUCCACUCCUCACAAUACGAUCAGAAUACCCCCUCUCAUUGUAAAAACGCAUCGAGCUGUAGAAACGGUGUACAAAUUCCAGGCCUAUAUACUACAGAACUCCACCUAAAAAAGAAGACGAGGCGGAGCAUGCGCAUGAAGCCUGUGUGCUGUAUACACGCAUACAGUCGAGGAGGGGAAACGGAAACAUUUUAGAUUGAGCUGAAAAUAGUUUUUAUUACGUACAGUUAUUUACCAAGGGGCUGGAUUUAAAGAUACAAAAAUAAUACAAAUCAAAUUAAACAACAAAUUAGACGGAAAUCUAAAAUUCACAUUAUCUGGUCAGAGUUAGAUGGAGGAGGGCGUCACUGAACCCCCCGGGGCUGGGCUGCACCUUGUUGGAUGAGGCCGUUGGUGUCUGUAUGUGAGAAUAAAAAGAGACAGCUUAACCCAAAUGAAAUGUUAUUUGGUGACUGACUUGUGUGGGAACCCUUAAGAUCGGAUUUAGGAUUCGUCCGAUGAAGGUAUGAAUGUUUUUACCAAGGUU
Molecule: messenger RNA, 8464 nt
Organism: Gadus chalcogrammus (walleye pollock)
Lineage: Eukaryota; Metazoa; Chordata; Actinopteri; Gadiformes; Gadidae
Product: PH and SEC7 domain-containing protein 2
Exons: 15
Coding region: 2488-5721 (1077 amino acids)
Biological process (GO): regulation of ARF protein signal transduction
Molecular function (GO): protein binding; phospholipid binding; guanyl-nucleotide exchange factor activity
Source: RefSeq, a predicted model, not a curated record